AUUGCGUUUCCUUGUUUUUGUUUCGUCUUGUAUGGCGGAGGUCAUGAGAGCUUGGGAAAAGCGGAACAGUACUUUCCGUAAUGCCAAUGACCUUACGCCAGCCUCGUAAAGUGCGCGAGUCGUUUCUAAAACGUGUCGCCGAUCUCGCUCGCCGAUGCCACAAGUUGACAUGAGAAUCAGCUGAGGACAAGAUGGGAGUGAGCGAGGAGGACGAUGUGCCGAGCAGGAAGGGCAACCCGCCCCCUCGGCAGCACGCCAUCGUCUACCAGGCAACGGACGCCCCGGCGUGCCCACAGUGCCGUGUCCUCGACAUGCCGUUCUUCGACACGGACUGCCAGGGCUGUCUGGACAUCCUCCAGAGCGAGGACACCAGCGUGCCUGAGAUCUUUGCCAUCCUGCGACAGUGGGUUCCUCGAACCCAGAAGGACAUCAAGAUGUUGGUUGGUGAGAUCCUGAGGAGGGGCGCCAACGUGAACGACCGGGACGGCCUGACGGACAUGACGCUGCUUCACUAUGCGUGCAAGGCAGGCGCAGCAGGCGUCGGGGACCUGGCCUGUGCAACUCAGACAGUGGGGCUCCUGCUGGACCAGGGGGCAGACCCCAGCCUGCGCUGUCGCUGGACGGACAUGGCCGCCAUCCACUAUGCCGCCUACUUCGAUGUGCCCUCGGUCAUCGAACUGCUGCUCGGGGCAAGCCGCAAGUCCGACAUUGACAGCCCGUGCCACGAGUUUGACGGAGGAGCCCCGCUCCACAUUGCGGCAUCCACCCUUUGCCUCGGUGCCGCGCGCACUCUGGUGGAGUUUGGCGCCGGCCUCACUUGCACCGACGCCCUUGGGAGGGUUCCCCUAGAGUGCGUGCCAGAGCUGAGGCCGGGGGAGGCGUUCCCCAAUGAGGAGGGAGUGGCAUCCUCCCUGCGCGAGCUGCUCCACUGCUCCCUGCCGAGCUCCCACCCGUCCGAGUCGCACUCCUCCUCGGCCGACUGCCCUUCGUCCCCGGCCACCUCGGGCCGCGUCCUCCUCCACUCCCUUGGGCUCAAAAUCGGCGACAAGGUGGUCAUCAGUGGAUCCAAGGUUGGAACUCUGAGGUACUGCGGGACCAUCCACUUUGCAAGUGGCAUCUGGGCGGGGGUGGAGCUGCAGGGUCCCCUCGGAAAGAAUGACGGGUCCCUUGGCGGAGUCUCCUAUUUCCACUGUCCAAUGAACCAUGGAAUAUUUGCACCUCUCACCAAGAUCCAAAAGUAUGAUGGAGGCUCACAGGCUGAAAACGUUGCCUCAACCAAGGCUCCACGACCUGCAAAGAAUAUCUCCUACCCAAAAGUUGAUGUGUCCCAUGUUUCUUCGAAAGUGCAGACUGGUCUCGCGACCCUGAGGCAGAAGCACACGUACGACCGCAAGAAUCACGAGCUGUCCAUCGGCGACACAGUCCUGGUGGGGCAGAGAAAAGGAGUCGUUCGCUUCAUGGGUGAAACGCAGUUUGCACCAGGCUGUUGGUGUGGCAUUGAGCUGUUCAAGCCAGACGGCAAGAACAACGGGUCUGUGAAGGGCGUGAGCUACUUCACCUGCCCCCCGAACCACGGGGUGUUCGCGCUCCCUUCCAAGGUCAAAUGGUUGCCUAGCGGGGCUGAAGAAGAGACAUCGGAUCUGGAUUCGCUGGUCGACCUGAACACGUCCUUGAGCAGGAGCUCUACAGAUGGCGAUUCCGGUGGAAGCCCGGCCUCUCAGCGAUCGGCCGAGAAGAAAAAUCCCAGGUCGCAGCAUGCGAAAACAAUUCAGACGACCCUCAAGAAAGGCUGUUGGCUCACAGUGGGGAUGAAUGUGUUUGUCUCCAAUGAGCUUGGCGUCAUCAGGUACAUUGGGCCAGUACACUUUGAGGAGGGCACCUGGCUCGGCGUUGAGUUGAGGAGCGCCAACGGCCGCAACGACGGGAGCGUGCAAGGGCGCCGCUACUUCACGUGCAAGCCAAACCACGGCCUCAUCGUCAGGCCCAGCAAGGUCACCGUGCGAGGGAUCAACAGUGCCAAGCUCUUUGAGGAGCAGCCGCAUUCCUGAGUCGCCUCGCUUGUCUGCGCUGACGCCUCAUGCAGGGUGAAACGCCUUGUGUAGGGUGCGACACCUUACGUAGGGUGCCACACCUUGCGUAGGGUGCAACACCUUGUGCGGGGCGCGAGCGUGGUUUAUCUAUGUUUAUUCUGUUAUGGUGAGAUGUGGUAUACCGGUAUUUAUUGCUCUUUCUUUUGUAUGGACGGGACUCUAGUGCGUAAGGUAGGGAAAACAAAUUCUUUGUGUUCGGCGGCAACUAUUUUAUGCCACGUUGUCAAGGUUAAUGUAGCUUCCACAGUGCUGCAGCCCCUCGCUGCUGCGAGAGCAUGUGUAUGCGACUUUCUUUAGCAUUUGCACGUGCUAGUGAAAGUAGCUUUGACAGCGUCUGAGUACUGUGAAAGUUAUGCUAGGACAAUGUAGCGUAAAUAGUUGUCACAGAGUAUAAUGCAGGAAGCAGUGGUGUACGAAGUCGAGCAGCAUUUCCUUGGUCGCUCGAGCCCUUCUGAUUAUGUUCCGAUGCGUUCGACGUGGCCACUGCUGAUGUUUGCCAUAAUAUCAAAUCUUGCGAAGAAGUAGUAACCUGAGGAAUACCAGAAAUUAAUCUACCUAAUUAAAUUUCAAACGAUUGAUUAGGUAUUAGUUCUGCUUGAAAGUACAAACAAAAAAAGUAUGCAAGACAAAGGCAGACACCCACUUCCUUUUAAACUUAAUAUUUUAGUUGUCUAUGUUUUUUUUUCCCGUUAAUCGUCUUGACCAUUACUUUUAAGCCUACCUUUUAAAAAAGUAUUUUUUAGUACUACGAGCGGAAAACUGGAAGCCCUAGGUUUAGCUUGGCAGGCUGGUUUUGAUCGGACUUGUUGAUUGCUCUCAGAACGUUGUGCCCCGACCCGUUGGUUACCGCUGAAGGUUUAAUGGUUCUGUAGGGGCUGCCUGCAUUUUACUGUUACAGAGUAUCCAUGAGUGCCGUAUAUUUCGAUGCCAUCCAAUCUCAUUAGUUACCUCGGUUGACUCUAGGGCCAUGUGCAUUGCGGUGAACCAUUUGUACGCAGAUGUUGGAUGUGAAACUUUAUUUUUCUGUGGCCUGAAGAGUUCGCAAUUGCCACUCGCCGGUGGGUCAUUUUCACCGUCAUCUUUUUCUUUAUUUUCUAAGCAAUGAAUCUCAAGGCGAUUCAGUACACACCAAGGUAUUGUCUUGGCAUCACGUAUGGUGCUAUUUUGCGUUAGUGUGCAGAAGCUUAGAGAUAGACUGAAUUGAAUUUUAGGCUUUAUUCUUGCAGUUGAAACAUGUAGCAGGGUUGUCGAAGGCAACUUCUAAUUCAAACAGAUGAUUUCGCAUGGAGUGAAAAAGCUUAUAGUAGCUUCUCACGGCACUGGUUGUUAGUCGUAUAUAUAUAUCCAUUUGUUGCCGCUGGGACCGCUUGUCUGUGCCAAGGCUGACAGAUAUGUCAUAUUUCAUGCUCUAGUUUUCACGAGGUGUUCUUUUUAUUCCAGAAAGUUAUAGAAGAAAAGGUCAAAAAACAGUUUUUAGGAAUAUUGCAGAGAUCUUUUUGGUGUCCCUUUAGGUAUGAUGGGCAUACCUACCUGAAUAUUUAAGAAUAAUAGUACCCAUUGUGCAGCGUCAUGAAGGGUAUAGCAACCAGAUGCAAUUUCAUAUUUGUCUCUCGUUGCUGCCUACUGCUGCACUUCAGCAUAAAAGUCAACCAGUUACCUCAUGUAAAUGUGCAAUGCUGUCAAACUCGAGGGAUAAAAGAAAAUUGGUGAUACAACAUGUAGGUAUGCAUGCAGUCGUGAGAAUUAUGGUUGCAUUGACUGCUGCCUCUUGAAUUAAACCGAUCGCUUGUCAGUACACACAUAACCUCCUUUAUGAUGUUUCUCCGAGGAAUAUGGAGCAUUCACAUUUUCCUUUGUGGAAAUUUUCUUCAAUCUUGUUUAUAAAUAAGGUUUUGUGUUUUCGGUACAUACCAUGAACCCUGAAAAUUAACCCCCGAGUCGGUUCAUCUAAGUAAAAGAAAACCAGAAUAAAGAAUUAGUGGUGUUGUCCUUGAACAGAAAAAAAAAAUCUAUGCUGCAUGGAAAGAAAUUUUUAAGUUACAGCUUUUUUUCAUGGUGACCCAGAACAGCCCGUGCUGAAAUGUCUGUGAAGCUGCUUCUUUUGUUUGGGAACCAUGCCCCUUAUCUUGUUUCCUUCCCUUGUUGGUAGUACUGGGACGGUCUUCAAUGAACCCUUUUAGAAAUUUCGAAAUGAUGCAUAGAUUAUGUGAGCUUGUCAUUAGUUGGCCGCGUAGUGUGAGCAUGCAUUGGACACGAGCACUCCGUCAGUGUUCGGAGUAUACUUGGAUCAAAACGCAUUCUACAUGAGGGCUGCAUCAGUGCUCGGCACAAACUCAAAACCAAUCACAGGCAUCGUUGGUCUCGUCUCUUCUGGUUCACACCUGAAGAGACGAGACCAACUAAUGGCGGCUGCGCAUAACCUAUUCAUCAUUUCACAAUUUUGGAAAGGGUCUAUUGGUAUUUGGGUCACAGGGAUGUGCCCGGGAGGUCAGGGAGUACAACACCCAUGUCCUGUUUUCUUUAGCAUAAGCCCCUAUAAACACUGAUUUUUUGGCCUGUAGAAUAGAUGGUGCCAAAAAGAACCCGAUUUGUGGGAAAAAACAAACGGCGCAAUAUCACCCUCGAAUUUGAAGAAAAAUAAACCCCGAAAACAUGGGAUUCUAUUUAUAAAGCGAGCUCAACUCUCCAGGAUCUCUGUAAACUGUCGAUGAACUGUCUGUCAGAAGUGUCAGUGACCGACAUACAGAGUAGUAAUGCCACCAUUACUACUACCAAUGAUUGUGGGAUGCCUCAGCAGAGCGCUACAAUGCUAGAAUAGCUAUGCUUACUUAGUAUUUGGCAUAAAUAACACAUUUGGUGGGUAAUGAUUGACUCCCUGACUUUAUGCUGUUUACCAGAACAAAUGACCCAACCUCUUGAAAACUAAACUUCGAUGUUCCUACAUGGCUAGCUCUUCUCAAACGUGUAUUGUUAGGAUGUCAGUUGAUUGGGGUUUGAAUGCUGUUUGAGUGCAGUUGCCUUGGCACUGUUGUUGGGUUUGCUGAGGUUAUUAAGGGGAGUGGAAGAUGUUGUGGAGGCUUGACAAAUGUCAAGUCACUUUUCUUUGUGCGUAUCUACACUAUGGGAUUAACCUUGUGCUCUUAAGAUUUUGUGGCAUGAAUGAUUUAGAAAUAGCGUUUGGUGUAUGCCUCAGAUAAUACUAAUUGGUUUUGCUGCUGACCACUGCAGAAAGAGCCUUGGUUAUGGCGAUGAUAGUGUAUAAUGCCCCUUUGGAUUGGGGGAUACCGGUGUGUAAAGUCUUGAAGGCCGAUCUGCAAUUCGGAAAGGAAGGAAGGUCACUUUCUCAUUUCUCCAAUAAUUGAUGACAAGUAAGCCACAUUUUAAAGACUCCCCAGUGAGUCCUGGCUAUGUUGAUUCUAUACCCAUCGUGAAACGUGAGGUCCCCCAUAGUUCGUACAAGGAGUUUGUGUCUUUCUGUUUGUGAACGAGAAAAGGGAAAGGGAAAUAUUUCUGCCUUUCUGAAGAGGCUUUUACAAAGUCCAGGUUUAACGACAACGUGGGAUUUUGUUCAACCUGGUACCUUUGACCGACUUGGACAGACGUGCAAUCCUUGAAUGAGCUGUUGUUUGUGGAACGGGGAGAAUGUAUGGAAUGUGUGAAUGCAGAAAUGGCCAACUUGGCGGAUAUUUUUUGGUAUUUGUGUCUCAUUUGCAUACAACGUAUUGCACCUUUUGCGCACAACCUUUAAACUAUUUGUUUCUUGGCACAUUUUUUGGCAGGUUUCCAACGAAUUGGGUUUUUUCUAUUCCUACAUAUCUUAAUUUUGGGGGAGGGGGAGUGUAUUCAUCACAUUAAAUGCAUUUUACCUCUUUUGAGAACGGAAAAAAGGUAUUUGGAGAGUACAACUUUUUAUAUUCAGACAUGGUAUUGUUGUGUUUUUUGCAUUGUCAUUCAUGUCUAAUUUAUUAUGACCAUUUUUUUUCUCCCUAAACUGUCUUAUGUUUGACAUUACGACGUGCUUUCUCAAGCUUUUUUGGCCGCGAGAAAGAUUUCUCAAGUGUCAUGGGUGGGUGACGUGCACAGAGACGCACACAUUUGCUUGGUUGUAUUUUUUAGUGAUGAGCAUUUACACUGCAUUUAAAUGUGUUGACCAAAGUAAUCUUACACGCUCCACAUUUACAUAUAGGCAGUUCUUGUGUGAGUGCAUUUCUUUAAUGCUCACUUGUAUUUUGUACAUUAUCUUCGGAAUUCUGGCAACAGUUUUUUUAUGAACAGUUGAUUCGUCUCUCACGCAUCGGGUCGAAAAGAGUGCUCAUAAAGUUGUCGAAACCCUUGUGACGACUUUAUAAUGAUGUGCAGUCGCCCUUACAAUGCUGGUUUGAUCUGGAAUUCAAGAGCCACAGUGGUUUUGCAAUUUGUUUUGUGUCAUAAGAUGCAUUUAGAGAUUGUAGCAAAUGCUUACGACCAUACAUGAUAAUGACAAGAAAUAAAUAAUUACAUUGGA
Messenger RNA from Ixodes scapularis (black-legged tick), 6594 nucleotides. Its product is annotated as CAP-Gly domain-containing linker protein 4. The record is from RefSeq and is a predicted model, not a curated record. Bases 192 to 2048 code for a protein of 618 amino acids. The transcript has 13 exons. Lineage: Eukaryota; Metazoa; Arthropoda; Arachnida; Ixodida; Ixodidae. Gene Ontology annotation, molecular function: microtubule plus-end binding. Gene Ontology annotation, biological process: cytoplasmic microtubule organization. Gene Ontology annotation, cellular component: nucleus; microtubule plus-end; cytoplasm.